GUUUGUCCAUUGUCGGCUUCUGUACUUACACUACCAACCAGGAAGUCGCCACAAUUUCAUUCAUUCUGUACAGUUUGUGAAGUUUUUACACUUACUUUCAAAAUGCGCAGAAGAACCGACGCUCAAGCAUCAAACAAUGAACCUGUCAAUGCUGAUAGAAAGGAUCCGGAUCAGCGACUGCCCAGCCAAGCUAAAGCUGAAGGCAGGGUGUCUUACAGCUCUGUGCUCACGACCAUUGGAAAGUGUUUACUUGUGAUCAUCUUCAUCCCUCCGUUCCUCAACUAUGCAUCCCUGCAGAGAGAAGGACAGGUGCUCCUGCCUAAAGAUGGCCAGAUGGUUGACGUUGGUUUGGGUCAAAAGAUGCAUCUUUUGUGUAAAGGAAAAGGACAACCAGUUGUCAUACUUGAUGCACCAACAGGAAUGUCCUCAGAUGUUUGGUGGCAUGUCUUGGAAAGUGUGGCCACACUAACAAUGGUCUGUACCUAUGACAGAAUGGGACUGGGCUUCAGCAGGCGGCAGAUGCAGAAUGAAACGACAGGAACUGAGAAAGUUUGGGGGAUGUCAACAACCGGACGGAUGGUGGAUGAUCUGCACAGACUCCUGCAGGCUGCUGAGAUCGCCAAGCCCUUCAUCCUGGUUGGCUCCGAGCUGGGCUCCCUCAAUGGAAGGUUCUACAGCCACAUUCAUGAUGUGCAAGUGUCAGACCUGGUGCUGAUCGAUCCCAUCCCAGAGGACGUUUUUGAGGACGACCAGUGGAAACAGUACUGGUGGGGUAAGCUGGUGCCCUCUCUCCAAGCCCGGCAGUUUUCAGCAGCUACAGGACUGAGCCGCAUGCUGAUUAUCCUCGGGGUGAUUGAACCGGCGGUCACAGGGGAGGACGUCUCAGAGGAGGUCAUCCUGCGCCAGAAGUACCUACUGAGUAACCCUGCCCACCAGAGCAGUGCUGUGGAUGAGCACUACUUUUUAAAUGAAAGUGCUGCUCAAGUAAGGGACAUCACAAAGUUUAAGCCCCUCUCCAGCAGAACGGCAGUGAGUGUGAUCACUGGGGAUUCCUUUGACCAGGAAAUACCGGAACAUCUAAACCAGAUGGUAGCCAGGCUUCAAAAGAAGUUUCUGGAGGAGUCUUACCCAUCAGCCAAUCACAUUCACAUAAAAGGAGCAGACCGGCGAAUGAUCUACAAGAAGCCAUCUGCCAUCAGCCAGUACCUGAGGAAGCUAGUCCACCAACGACAAGCCAAACAGCAGAGCGAGUGACGCGUGGCCAACAUGUAACAAUCCCCCAGACACACACCGGGUAACAGUCUAGUUACCAGCUCAUAGAGUCCCAUUGUGAACCCAGAAAUGUUGAGUACACCAAAGUUGUAUGUUAGAAUUGUUUAUUCGUGGUCCCCAGCACAUAGAAACCGCAGCAUGCUAACUUGCAUAUGGUACGUUGGGCAAUUUGCACAAUUAGCAUAAGUUGCGUGGACAAUAGUAAAAAAAAAUGGCUUGGCUGAUUUGGACAAUUUUGGAGUGAAAUUUUUGAGGAUGCGGAGUCCAUUUCUGAACUUUUCAGUAUCAGAAAUGGCAGUUCUUACCAGGAAAUAACAAUAUGUGUACUCUUUGAGGGCUGUUUUGAGUUGGGUCGAGUUGGAAGAUGUUGAGGACUCUGGAUCAUUACGAUUGCACCAAUUGCCUUUUUAUUUAAAAUGUUCCACAGUAUAGGUAAUCAUUUUCCUCUUGUGCUUUCUAUAUCUAAUGGUCGCAAAACUACACAUGGUAAUCUGAAAUAUUGCCACUUUCUGGUUAAAACUGCCAUUUUUAUCCUGAAAAUGUCAGAAAUUUGAUUCAGCAUCCUCAACAACCCUCAAAGACAAUACACAAUUGUCCAAAUCAGUCAUUUUUUAACUAUUUUGCACAUAAACUAUAGUCCAGUUAAUGCUAAUUAACACAACUGACAUAUACAUAACAUACAUAACAUAUGUAAGUUAUGUAUUACCGUACUAUACAUUUUUUACAUAAAACUUUAGGGUACUCAACAUUUCGGGGCUCACUAGGCUGGAAACUAGGCUAUAACUAUUGAAUAUGUUUUAAAUAUUCAAUAACAUGGGUUUGACCUUUCCCUUCAGCAAUCUGUAGAGACUGUGUACUGGUUAGGUUCAUCAAGAGGUCCACGUAUCUUUUUGUGCAGCUUUGCUUCAUCAGAAUUGAGAAUAACUGGAGGGCUUUUCGGCAUGAUGAAAUAUUUGCUCUUAGAUUCAGAAAAUCGUAUCCUUCCAAGUUGUUAUUUCAGCCUCUUUACUCGAUUGACCUGAGACAAAAAUUAAUACAUUACCCCUUAUCAAUGUAAAGGCCACACACGUCAAUGCUCACCCUGAUACUUUUUUAUCUAUUUCAUUCUGCCUUAAUAUUCUGCCUUGUUAUAGCCUUAGGGGAAGAUGAAUUGAGUUCCUCUCUCUCUGUGUCAUUUGUUACUUAUUGAGUUACAUCACAACCAGAUAUGGACCUCUAUCUCUGGACUUGCGUUGAUUUGAUUAAUUUUUUUAAUUAUCGAGCAGAUGAGUCUGGCCUGCAAAGAUAAUUUUGGAUUUUCUUUGUAAAUCCUCCUUUUAUGUACUUUUGCAUCUAAUUCUAGGUGUGCUGGACUUCUUCUAAUGAACUCUUUCAAUGGGUAAACAUUUCAUUCAUUUGUUCCGCUCAUGGUACAGGCAUCUAAAGUUGUCUGCAUAGAAACAGACAUCUAUUUGAAGGUCGUUUGUGCAAACUGAUGCCUUAAAUGACAUUUUCUUCUAUUGAGCAUGUUCUCAGAAUUAAAGACAAACAAUUUAGGAAAUGCUGUGAUUUUUGUUUUGCUUUGUACAGAACUAAUAGUCUGAAAUUCAAUUAAAUCGUACAUUUUUUAACAGACCUGAGGAAAUAAACUGUGUGUGUUCCUGUGGAUUUACA
This is a messenger RNA of Eleginops maclovinus (Patagonian blennie), 2925 nucleotides long. RefSeq lists its product as uncharacterized. The transcript is spliced from 11 exons. The record is from RefSeq and is a predicted model, not a curated record. NCBI's taxonomy places the organism in Eukaryota, Metazoa, Chordata, Actinopteri, Perciformes, Eleginopidae. Bases 103 to 1254 code for a protein of 383 amino acids.